UUCCGUGCUGGUAGCGCGUCACUAAGAGCCCGUCUUUAGCUUUGUGGCUAGGUUGGUUGGCAGUCGGUUGCUUUCUUGUUAGCCUUCCUGUGGUCUGCCGUCGCCGCCGCAUAUUUGGCCGCUAUCUGCGCGCACCACAGAAUACAGAUGGACCAGCAGGACCAGUCCUAUGUGUUUGCAAGUCUCACGCGGCCUCACUCGGAGCAGCUGCUGCAGGGCCUCCAGCUGCUGCGGCAGGACCACGAGCUGUGUGACAUCGUGCUCCGCGUGGGCGACGCCAAGAUCCAUGCCCACAAAGUUGUGCUGGCCAGCAUCAGCCCUUACUUCAAGGCCAUGUUUACAGGUAACCUCUCGGAAAAGGAGACCUCCGAGGUGGAGUUCCAGUGCAUCGACGAGGCUGCCCUGCAGGCCAUCGUGGAGUACGCAUACACGGGGACGGUGUUUAUAUCCCAGGAAACGGUGGAAUCCUUGCUGCCGGCGGCCAAUUUACUCCAGGUUAAGCUCGUGCUUAAGGAGUGCUGCUCCUUCUUAGAGAGCCAGCUGGACGCCGGGAACUGUAUCGGGAUCUCCCGCUUCGCAGAGACAUACGGCUGCCACGACCUGUGCCUGGCUGCCACCAAGUUCAUCUGUGAGAACUUCGAAGAGGUCUGCCAGACGGAGGAGUUUUUCGAACUGACGCGAGCGGAGCUGGACGAGAUCGUGUCCAACGACUGUCUGAAGGUGGACACGGAGGAGGCGGUGUUCUACGCCUUGGAGUCGUGGAUCAAAUACGACGUGACGGAGAGACAGCAGCACCUCGCCCAGCUGCUGCACUGCGUCCGCCUCCCGCUCCUCAGCGUCAAGUUCCUCACGCGCCUCUACGAAGCCAACCACCUCAUACGGGACGACCACGCCUGCAAACACCUGCUCAACGAGGCGCUGAAGUAUCAUUUCAUGCCCGAGCACAGACUUUCUUACCAGACCGUGUUGUCGGCGAGGCCCAGGUGUGCCCCCAAGGUGCUGCUCGCAGUUGGAGGCAAGGCUGGGCUCUUCGCCACAUUAGAAAGCACGGAGAUGUAUUUCCCUCAGACAGACUCGUGGAUCGGACUGGCCCCUCUCAGCGUCCCCCGCUACGAGUUCGGCGUGGCUGUCCUGGACCACAAAGUGUACGUGGUGGGAGGCAUCGCCACGCACAUGAGGCAGGGCAUCAGCUACCGCAGGCACGAGAGCACGGUGGAGGCCUGGGACCCCGAGAGCAACACGUGGUCCUCGGUGGAGCGCAUGGCCGAGUGUCGCAGCACGCUCGGCGUGGUGGUCCAGGCGGGAGAGCUGUACGCCCUGGGAGGCUACGACGGCCAGUACUACCUGCAGUCUGUGGAGAAAUAUGUGCCCAAGCUGAAGGAGUGGCAGCCGGUGGCGCCCAUGACCAAGUCCCGAAGCUGCUUCGCCACGGCGGUGCUGGAUGGCAUGAUCUAUGCUAUCGGAGGGUAUGGCCCUGCACACAUGAACAGCGUGGAGAGGUACGACCCCAGCAAGGACGCCUGGGAAAUGGUAGCCCCCAUGGCAGAUAAGAGGAUCAACUUUGGCGUGGGUGUCAUGCUCGGCUUCAUCUUCGUGGUGGGCGGCCACAACGGAGUGUCUCACCUGUCCAGCAUCGAGAGGUUCGACCCACACCAGAACCAGUGGACGGCCUGCCGGCCAAUGAGCGAACCCCGUACCGGUGUUGGUUCUGCCAUGGUGGACAACUACCUCUAUGUAGUAGGAGGCCACUCCGGGUCAUCUUACCUGAACACUGUCCAGCGCUACGACCCCAUCUCAGACAGCUGGUUGGACUCCAGCGGCAUGAUGUACUGCCGUUGCAAUUUUGGUCUGACCGCCCUUUGACCAAUGGCCCAGCGAGCUAGGACUCAGUAAAACAAUUUCUGACUAAAAAACAUUUCCUUUUUUUUAUCUGCUCUCCGUUUUUAUUUCCCCACCACCUCACAUUCAUUCUUCAGGAGGUAAUGCACACCUAAAAGAACAUCCCGAGCGCUUGCUUGGGGUGGACGGAUGUGCGCGGAACAGCUUGCCGGUUCGGGU
Molecule: messenger RNA, 2058 nt
Organism: Fundulus heteroclitus (mummichog)
Lineage: Eukaryota; Metazoa; Chordata; Actinopteri; Cyprinodontiformes; Fundulidae
Product: kelch-like protein 28
Exons: 6
Coding region: 148-1863 (571 amino acids)
Molecular function (GO): protein binding
Source: RefSeq, a predicted model, not a curated record